Molecule: messenger RNA, 2074 nt
Organism: Aplysia californica (California sea hare)
Lineage: Eukaryota; Metazoa; Mollusca; Gastropoda; Aplysiida; Aplysiidae
Product: probable basic-leucine zipper transcription factor F
Exons: 2
Coding region: 1523-2074 (183 amino acids)
Source: RefSeq, a predicted model, not a curated record
UGAACAGCCAGCUUGUGAAGCUGAACCUCCUGCUGGUGACCGACUCACUCGCCGCUCACGCACUCACACACACUCACUCACUCACUCUCUCUCUCACUCACUCACUCACUCACUCACUCACUCACUCAUACUCUCAUUCAUACUCUCAUUCAUACUCUAAACCUCGCCAGGUUGGGGACACGUCGUUAUCGUCUGUGACAGUGCCGACUUCUCUGGUGUUGUGUGAAGGAAGUGUACACCUGGAUUGUGUGUCUGUGUGUGUGUUCUGUUGUGGUGACGGUGUGUACGACGACAGUGAUCACCGACCGAGAGUUGGUGCCAGACACCCAACAUUCCAUUUGGAGUUGUUUCGACCAGUGAUUCCUCAUGUGGAUAUUUAAUAUUUAUUAUAAUGAACCUACACUUACAUUCCAGUGGAGUUUUUCUUUCGUUGUUAACGAUUUCUAAAAUGGAUACAUUCGCCCGAAGGACUUAAUUGAUUCGUGAAAUGGAUACAAUCGUGGAUGCGUCUGAUUUCUGAACUGGAUACAUUCUUACAAGUUACACCGGGUUUGUUCCUACUUUGGUCACAUCCUCGUAAUAAAGUUGUUUCUGUGUGUCACCUGGAUUGAAUUCGUUCCUGCACUGGGUGUGUUCCUACUUUGGUCACCUUCUCGUCUGUCUAGUUGUUCCCGUAUGUCACUUGAAUUGGAUGUGUUCCUGCACUGGAUGUGUUCCUACUCUAGUCACACUCUUGUAUAGCCGUCCCCGUGUGUCCUCGCUUGGCGUAGAGAACGUUCCCCAGCUCUCACUUCUACCCCAAUGAUAUCAUCAUCGUACGGUUUUUGUGUGUCGGCUGUUGAGAAGUUGAUGAACUGGAGGACAUAUUUAUUGACCACUGGAGUCACCGCCAUGCAAACAUUAUGAAGAAGUGAGGUGGAUAGUACAACAGCAGCUGACGUUUUGUCGAGAGAGUUUGGAACCAGGGCCUUGUGACUAGUAUGUUGGAUACCCUGCCGUUCUCCGUAAGCUGUGGGAGGUGCCUGGUGUAGCAGGCUGCGUCUUCUAGGAGGUUGGAACCCGAGCUCUCUGACUGACAUGUCGGCUACUAGGACUGUCUCCGUAAGCUGUUAGAAGUCGGUAGUCUAGCAGGCUGCGUGUUGUGAGGGGUGAGAGUUUUGAACCUGAACCGUCUGACUACCAUGUUUAUGUGGCACACCUCAAUAAACUCUUGAAAGUGUGUACUACUGUAGUGUAUCAGCCUGUGUGUGGUGAGGGGUGAGAGAUUUGAACCCGAACCUUCUGUCUACCGUGUUGGUUAUUUGGAACAGCUCAAUGCACACUUGGAAGUGUGCAUUUUAGAGUUUCAGGCUGUGUGGUGAGGGGUGAGAGGUUUGAACCCGAACCUUCUGUCUACCAUGUUGGUUAUUUGGAACAGCUCAAAUCACUCUUGAAAGUGUGCACUACUGUAGUGUAUCAGGCCUUGUGUGGUGAGGGGUGAGAGGUUUGACCCCGCGCCGUGUGAGGGCGGGUCCGGGAAGUGAUGUCCAUGAAGGAACGACGCAACGUCACCUUUGAGGAGCCGGAGGUGAAGCAACAGCAGCGCCGCCGACCGCCCGAGACCAACAACAACAACCACACCCACAACAACAACAGCAGCAGCAACAGCAAAAACAGCAACAACAACAACAAUAACAACAGUAGUAGCAAUAACAACAACAAUGAGGAGAGUAGCGGAAGCAGCAGCCGGACCAGGUCACGUGGUCGCUCCCGCUCCUGGUCUCGAUUUCGCGCCCGCCGCUCCAAGUCCCAGGAUGUGAGGGGUUCGAACUCCAACGCCUCGCCGUCCGGCUGGGGAGGUGUUGGUGGAGGUGGUGGGGGUCGAGCCGGUUCCCAACAGCCGGCGAAGCGAGAGAGGAGUCUGGUCAACCUGGUGAGGACGGGCUCCAGGAACUCGGUGAGGAGUCUGGUCAAGUUGUUUGAGACGAGAUCGGUGAGUACUGGGCUUGAUUUAUCUACACGCCGUGCAUGGCUGGUGAGUGCACAAUGCACGCUCGCUCGCACGCGCGCACACAUACGUGCACGCAUAUUUUGA